AUGCCGCUCAACAGAACGCCCCCGAAAGGUUCCGCCAGAACAGAUCCCGAUGAAACGAACGACUUCCUUGGUUUUCCGAACGAACAUAACCUCCAAAGCGACGGUUCCGAGUCCCCACGUAAUCAAACUCAAACACUGUUCCCGAAUCCGAUGGUACCGCUUGAAUCUUCCGAGCAGCCGGCCGCUGCUGUCGACGCCGAAACGAUGAAGCAGCUUUCUUCACUGUUCCGCCAACGAAAUCAGGUUUAUCAAAAGGUAGCCCGAAUCCACAACGCAGUGAAGGGAAUGCUUCUGGAUUUACCGCAGCUGAAGGUGUACACCCGAAAACUGGAAGCAGCAUAUGGUGAAUUCUCCAGUUUUCACAGCCAAAUAGUCGCCCUGUUACCCGCCGAUGACCUAACCUCACAAGAGGAAAACUACAUCCGCUUCGAGCAGCUUUACGAUUGGACAUCCGCCAGCAUCGAAGCCCAAAUCAUCGAUCAUCAACAUCCUCCACCACAUCCGCAAGUCAUCGUGCACCAACAGCCGCUGAAAGCGCCAUUCCCGACAUUCGACGGUGAGUACACCAAUUGGCCCAAAUUCAAAGCGAUGUUUCAGGAUUUGAUGGCUCAGUCGCGAGAUUCCGAUGCGAUAAAGCUGUACCACCUGGACAAAGCGCUCAUCGGAGCAGCCGCUGGCGUACUGGACGCCAAAACAAUCAAUGAUGGGAAUUACGCACACGCAUGGAGGAUCCUCACCGAAAGGUUUGAAAAUCAACGCAUCAUCGUCGAGACCCACAUCCGUGGCUUGCUGUCGCUGAAAAAGAUGACAUCCGAAUCCUACAAGGAAUUAAGAAACCUUCUCGACGAGUGCAGCAAGCAUGUGGAGUGUCUGGAAUAUUUACAGCAAGAACUGACCGGAGUGUCCGAAUUGAUGAUUGUUUUCUUGCUGACGUCUGCUUUGGAUCUAUCAACGCGAAAGGUAUGGGAACAAUCACUCAAGUCCGGAGAGUUGCCGAAAUACCGAUCCACGAUUGCUUUCCUCAAGAGUCAGUGCCAAGUGUUGGAACGAUGCGAAUCCGUUUGCCCGAUCCCAAUUCCGAAACCAUCUACAACCAAACAAACUCAACCGAAGGUCCCCAAUCAGCGGUCGUACGCAGCAACCGCAGCGUUCGACAAACCGUCCAUCCAAUGUGCGUUUUGUGAUGGCCCGCACCGAAAUUUCCAAUGCAACAAGCUGUCCAUUCUACCCAGUGCCGAAAGAAUGGAAAAGGUUCGAGCUUCCGGAGUGUGCUACAACUGCCUAACCAAGGGUCAUCGCUCGAAGGAUUGUCCAUCAACCAAAAACUGCCAGAAGUGUGGUAAGCGACACCACACUCAGCUCCACGAAGAUCAACAACAACAACAACAACCGAAACCGAUGGCUACACCCACCACCCAAAUCGAUGCCCCUUCUCAAGCCGCACAACAACCAACCGUUUCGUCCAUGCCAUGCAAUUACACUGCUUCUCCCAAAACAGUGUUGUUGCUCACCGCUGUCGUUCACGUCCUGGAUUACGACAACCAACCCCAAACCUGCCGAGUUCUCCUUGACAGUGGGUCCCAGGUAAAUUUCAUCACCGAUCAGUUGGCCAACACACUGCGUCUCGAGAAACGAAAGGUCGAAGUCCCAAUCGGUGGCAUCAACGAAAUUAAAACUGUUGCCCGCCAUCUCGUCAAGGUUCACCUCCAAUCACGCUGUAGUGAUUUCCGCACCGAGCUAGAAUGUCUAGUCAUCCCGAAGGUGACUGGUCCGAUUCCAUCAACCAACAUCGAUGUUACCGAUUGGCAUUUCCCCCAUGGUAUCCAACUAGCAGAUCCGAACUUCUUCAAGCCCGACAAAAUCGACUUACUGGUUGGAGCAGCUCUAUUUUUCAACAUCCUCAAGACUGGCCAUCUCAUACUGGAUCCCUGUUUACCCGAACUCCGAGAGUCACACCUUGGUUGGCUGGUGACUGGUACCCUGACAUCGAAAUCCAGCUAUGAGCCUAUCCAAUAUGCCCAACUAGCCUCGGUGGAAUCCAUCGAAAAUUCCAUCACCAGAUUCUGGGAACUUGAAGAAGUUCCAACCGCUCCGAAAACGACAGCCGAAGAACAGCAAUGUGAGGAACAUUUUGUUGCCACCCACACCCGUGAUGUUUCCGGUAGGUACACCGUCCGAUUGCCGUUGAAACCAAACGCCGACAAGCUGGACAGCUGCCGAAAUCUAGCAUUGAAAAGAUUUUUCAUGCUGGAAAAUCGUUUGCAACGAAAUCCCGAACUGUGGUCACAGUAUGUUGAAUUCAUUCGUGAAUAUCAACUACUUGGUCACUGCCAAACCAUCAACGAAGCCGUCGACUCGCCCCAGCGUGGAAAAUAUUAUCUUCCACAUCACGCUGUACUUCGCCCCAGCAGCACCACCACAAAGUGCAGAGUGGUGUUCGACGGAAGCGCCAAAUCAUCCCCGUCUGGUCUUUCCCUGAACAAUGUCCUCACCGUCGGCCCAGUGGUUCAAAACGAUUUAUUUAGCAUUAUGCUAAGGUUCCGAAAACAUCGAUACGUUUUUACGGCUGACAUCGCCAAAAUGUACCGACAAGUACGAGUUCAUCCCGACGACACUGGCUACCAACGUAUUUUCUGGAGAGAAAAUCCGAAACACCCCCUGCAGGUUCUAGAGUUGACAACCGUCACCUAUGGGACCGCAUCAGCUCCGUUUCAAGCAACCAGGUGCUUGAUACAACUCGCCGACGACGAGGGAGACAAGUUUCCCAAAGCUGCUGAGAUUCUGAGACAUGAUUGCUAUGUUGACGAUAUCAUGUCUGGUUCCGACAACAUCGACGACGUCAUUGAAAUUCAACGACAGCUGAAGGCCAUUCUGCUGAAGGGUGGUUUUCCUGUCCACAAAUGGUGCUCCAACUCAACACAAUUGCUCGAGCACAUCCCGGUGAAUGAGCAAGAAACCACCAAACGAUACGACGAAUUCGACAUCAACGAAGCGAUUAAGGUCCUAGGCGUUCUGUGGGUGCCUAGUACUGAUCAGCUUUUAAUUGCCCGAUGUACUUCCCCGACGGUUAACGAAAAGCAGCCCACCACGAAACGAAUUGUGUGUUCCGAAAUCGCCAAAUUGUUCGAUCCAUUGGGAUUGAUAUCGCCAACCAUCGUCAUCGCCAAACUCCUGGUUCAACAAUUUUGGCGAAAGAAGUUGGAUUGGGACGAUCAUCUCGACAACGACAGCCUCGAGCAUUGGAACGAGCUCCGAGAGUCAUUUUCUCACCUCAACGAAAUUGCAAUCCCCCGCCAGGUGACAUUCAACGACGCUGUGGCUUACGAGCUGCAUGGAUUCGCCGACGCUUCUAUGGUAGCAUAUGGUGCAUGUGUCUACAUACGAAGCAUUUUCCCCGAUGGUUCCUGUAAGGUUCGCUUGCUGAGUAGCAAAUCAAAAGUCGCCCCCCUCCACGAAUUGUCCAUCCCAAGGAAAGAAUUGUGUGCUGCAGUACUUCUAGUCAAAUUGGUGACAAAAAUUGUUUCCUUUAUUGACAUCAAUUUUCGCAAAGUUCUACUUUGGUCCGACAGUCAAAUCGUUUUGGCUUGGAUCAAAAAACAUCCCGACCGACUUGAGAUUUUUGUGCGCAAUCGAAUUGCUGAAAUUAAUCUCCACACCCAACAAGAACAGUGGCAUUACGUUCCAUCGCAGUUCAAUCCAGCCGAUAUUGUGUCGAGAGGCCAACUGCCGUUUCCGCUGAGCCGAAAUACGACGUGGUGGGAAGGCCCACCAUUCCUGACCGAAGCUACUUUCAUCGAAGAGCGCCCAGAAGACAUCCCCGAUGAUGAAUUGCCGGAGUUAAAAGUCAACUUGGUGACUACUCUGGCAACCAAUCAAAAACCGUUGGACGUUUUCACCGAUGUGAGCUGUUUCCGAAAGCUGCAACGAAUUAUCGCCUGGGUGUUGAGGUAUCUUAACAACCGCCGCAAGCCAAAAGAGGAACGUGUGUUGCAUCCGCAUUUGACUAUCGACGAGCUUCGAAAUUCCAUGUUGGUCAUCGUUCGUGUCAUUCAACGUUUGGAAUUUGACGACGAAAUCAAACGAGUCCAAAAAGGUGUCCCGUGCAAACGAUUAGCAGCUCUCAAUCCCAUCCUGUCCGACGGUCUUCUUCGAGUUGGUGGUCGACUGAGACAUUCCAACUUGCCCGACGAAUCAAAGCAUCAGCUUAUCCUACCAAACAACAAUCCGGUCACAAAGCUACUGGUCCGAGCUUUGCAUCUUGAGCUUCUCCAUGUGGGUCCGAGUGGGCUCAUUUCAGCGCUUCGACAACGAUUUUGGUUACUCAACGCCCGUUCCACCGUUCGCAAUGUAACACGGCAAUGCAUCAAGUGUUUCCGUGUGAAUCCAACCAACGUCCAGCAACUGAUGGGUGAAUUGCCAAAGCAGCGUGUGGUGUUUUCCUCGCCAUUCAACAUCACCGGUGUCGAUUAUGCUGGUCCGAUCCAAGUAAAGCAAGGUACCUAUCGUCCAAAGGUGGUCAAAGCCUACGUCUCGGUGUUCGUGUGCAUGGCCUCAAAAGCAAUCCAUCUGGAAUUGGUGUCAGAUUUGACGACCGAUGCAUUCAUCGCUGCCCUGGAGAGGUUCAUCAGCCGUCGAGGAAUGGUUGCCGAAUUGCAUUCCGAUAAUGCAACCAACUUCAAAGGUGCCAGCAACGAACUCCAUCAAUUGUACCAGCAGUUCCAAGAUCAGCAACAAUCCAACAAAAUCGAUAGGUUUUGCCAGUCCAAAGAAAUCGGUUGGCAUUUCAUCCCGCCAAAUGCUCCCGAGUUUGGUGGCCUUUGGGAGGCCGCUGUAAGGAGCACCAAAUAUCAUCUCAAGCGAAUCAUCGGUACCACUUUGUUGUCCUUCGAAGAAAUGGCCACUCUGUUAUGUAAAAUCGAAGCCAUCCUCAACUCCAGGCCCUUGUAUUCGAUUUCCAACGAUCCUGCUGAUCCGGAGGUAAUUUCGCCAGCACACUUCCUCAUCGGUCGACCAUUGACAGCACCAUCAGGCCCUACCUAUUGUGAUGAGAAAAUAGGACGAUUAAACAGAUGGCAACAUGUUCAGCUUAUGCGUGAGCACUUUUGGAGAGCUUGGUCCAGGGACUAUUUGUCAUCUCUUCAGGUGAGGAAGAAGAACACAUCCGUGCAAGAUAACAUCAAACCUGGCAUGAUCGUUAUCCUCAAUGACAACAACCGACCCCCCCUCGAAUGGAAACUUGGCCGCAUCACAGCUGUAUUCCCUGGCGAUGAUAAUUUGGUUCGCGCCGUAGAUGUCUUUAGCGAAGGUUCAACAUACCGUCGUGCUAUCGCCAAGAUAUCGCUCCUACCAAUAGAGGACAACAAACCACCAUCCCCGGCCGGAAUAUGUUCCGUUUCUGUCAAUCUGCCAGCACGGAAGUAG
Messenger RNA from Uranotaenia lowii, 5421 nucleotides. RefSeq lists its product as uncharacterized. Gene Ontology annotation, molecular function: aspartic-type endopeptidase activity; zinc ion binding; nucleic acid binding. Lineage: Eukaryota; Metazoa; Arthropoda; Insecta; Diptera; Culicidae. The record is from RefSeq and is a predicted model, not a curated record. Bases 1 to 5421 code for a protein of 1806 amino acids. Gene Ontology annotation, biological process: proteolysis; DNA integration. The transcript has a single exon.